Solanum stenotomum is the source of this 1193-nucleotide messenger RNA. RefSeq names its product GDSL esterase/lipase 2-like. Gene Ontology annotation, molecular function: hydrolase activity, acting on ester bonds. The transcript has 5 exons. Bases 1 to 1101 code for a protein of 366 amino acids. NCBI's taxonomy places the organism in Eukaryota, Viridiplantae, Streptophyta, Magnoliopsida, Solanales, Solanaceae. The record is from RefSeq and is a predicted model, not a curated record.
AUGGCUUUGAUCUCAAGCUUCUGCAUCUUUGUUUUGGUUGCACAUUUUGCCACCCCAGUUGUGUGCCAUAAAAGAUCUCAUCAAGCUGCCCUUUUCGUGUUCGGUGAUUCAAUUUUUGAUCCUGGAAAUAAUAAUUACAUCAACACCAUUGCUAGCUUCCAAGCAAACUAUUUGCCGUAUGGAGAAUCAUUCUUCAAGUACCCUACUGGCAGGACCUCCAAUGGACGCCUCAUUCCUGAUUUUAUCGCUGAAUAUGCUAAUUUGCCAUUAAUUCCGCCGUAUUUUCAAAUUGGGAAGAAACAUUUCAUUCAUGGAGUGAAUUUUGCUUCAGCCGGUUCUGGUUGUUUGGCUGAAACCGCACAUGGCUUUGUUAUAGAUCUUCAAACACAGUUGAAAUAUUUCAAAAACGUCGCAAAACUGUUGAAGAAGAAAGUGGGGAGAAGAAAGACCAAACAGAUCCUCUCAAAUGCUAUAUAUAUUUUUAGCACUGCCAAUAAUGAUAUAUUUGCCUCUUUAUCAGCAAAUUCGACUUUUCCAUAUUCUGAUAGAGAAUAUCAACAUAUGAUUAUGGGGAAUUUGACUUCUGUAUGGAAGGGGAUUUACAAGGAAGGAGGAAGAAAGUUUGUGAUGCUUAAUUUGGGUCCAUUAGGUUGUCUCCCUUCUGUUAGGCUUCUCAACCUUCAAAUUGGAGUUGCAAAUGGAAGUUGCAUGGAGAAGGCCACCAACAAGGCGAAAAUGUUUAAUUCAGCUCUCCCAAAAAUACUCAAAAAACUAGAGAAGCAAUUGCCUGGAUUUAAGUAUACAAUAUUCAACUUCUUCAAAGUAUUUGCAGAUAGCAUUCAUAAUCCAACAAAAUAUGGUUUUAAGAUAUCAAAGACGGCUUGUUGUGGAACAGGUCCGUUUCGAGGGAUUCUUAGUUGUGGAGGGAAGAGGCAGGUAAAAGAGUACGAGUUAUGUAACAAUGUGAAAGAUUACUUGUUUUUUGACUCCUCUCAUCCCUCUGAGCAAGCCUACCAAAAAUACUCGGAAUUACUGUGGAAUGGAACUCCAGAUGUUGUAGCACCUUACAACCUAAAGUCCUUUUUUGAACUUUCAACAUAGCCAAUCUUUAGAUUUGAUGUUAUUACUUCAUAUCUCAGUUGAGAAAUAAGUUGGAAUAAAUGCAAUGUUCAUUUGAUUGAGGUCAAUAAAAA